Molecule: messenger RNA, 1416 nt
Organism: Didymella exigua CBS 183.55
Lineage: Eukaryota; Fungi; Ascomycota; Dothideomycetes; Pleosporales; Didymellaceae
Product: Metallo-dependent phosphatase
Exons: 2
Coding region: 224-1246 (340 amino acids)
Molecular function (GO): hydrolase activity
Source: RefSeq, a predicted model, not a curated record
CAUGCAAUGCAAUAUACUAUUUCAAGGUUCAGAGUCACCACAAUUCUGCCAUGUGCCAGGUACCGAUAUGUAAACUGCCCUCCACCUACUGGAUGAUUACCUGAACAUUUGAAUGCGUUUUCUCCUAACUCAUUCCAUGGUACGGAAGCUGCCGCCCUGGUGAUCCCCCGCUAACCCCACCUCUCAUCGAGCUGCACCGAAGCUCCGAGACCCAAACAUCAAUAUGUCUUCAACAACCGCGACAACAACAUCACACACGGCCAAAUCCCAUAUCAAGACCCGAUUCCUUAUUAUUUCUGACACUCACUCCUCGGAUCCGAAACAAAAUGACCGGAAUGACGCUCCCUUCCGCUCACCGUUGCCAAAAGCAGACGUCCUCCUGCAUUGCGGCGACCUGACGAUGAUCGGCCUCAUUGACGAAUACGAACGCACCCUGGACAUGCUGGGCAGCAUCGAUGCAGAUCUUAAGCUCGUUAUUGCUGGAAACCACGAUAUCAGUCUCGAUGAGACGUACUACAAGAGAAAGGGCGCAAAUAUGCAAGGAAUACGGUACAAUGAAGACAUGCCGCGUCAGGCCAGGGAGCUUUGGACCGGUGCAAGAGCUAAGAAGGCUGGGGUCACGUAUCUAGAAGAGGGUACGCAUAGCUUCGCACUGAAGAAUGGCGCCAGGCUGGGCGUGUAUGCUAGCCCGUACCAGCCUGAGUUCUGCGACUAUGCAUUCCCCUACCAGCGCAAUGAGGAUCGCUAUAAUCUCUCGCACCAGUGCUCACCGGGCGCCACGCCUAUCGCAGAGAACCCUGUGCCGGAUUGGCAACAAUUCGAGGGCAUUGAUGUAGUUAUGACGCACGGCCCACCGAUGGGCGUUCUUGACGUUGUUCGGAACGGUGAGCACGUUGGAUGUGAACACCUUCUCAGAGCUAUGAGGAGGUGCAAACCGAUGUUACACUGCUUUGGGCAUAUCCACGAGGGCUGGGGUGCACAGAAGGUGCAAUGGAAGGAUGGGGAUGAGCUCGAUGUCAGGAAGCCAAUGGAUCAUAUCAAGGACACAACGUCAGUCGAAGUGGACGAUCAGCGAAUGAGGGAUGAGCGAGCAGUUCAUGUCGAUAUCAGCACUGGCGGAGACGAUGCGGUCGUGUUUGGGCACGAGACAUUGAUGGUCAACGCGAGUAUCAUGAACCUCGCGUACUAUCCGGUGCAGGGACCGUGGCUGGUGGACAUGGAUCUUGAGAGGGCGUCUGACCCUUGAGCUAUCCGCAAGCAACUACCGGUGAGGGCACCAAUCUGAAUGAUCGUACGUCGACAAUCAGCAACGACUGGCAUGGCACUCAGUCCCUACUCACGUACACCAAUCAAAAGUCUUCAGCGUCUCUCAUACGUCUUUUCUUUGGACGCGAAACAUCACUUAUCGACAAAGCC